AUGUCAGUUAGGCAGUAUUUGAUUAAUUUGAAAAAGGUAUUGGCCCAAAAGAGCCUAAAAUCUCCUUUCCAUGUGGUUACAGGUAAUCAAUCUGCAGAUAUGGAUUCAGUGAUCUCAUCAAUAGCAUUCGCUUAUCUCAGCCAUAAUCUAGUCACUCCAUUCAACACUAUUAUUCCUAUCAUCAAUAUUCCACGUGGUGAUUUUAAGUUACGGAAAGAUAUUGUAAGGCUUUUAGAAACCCACAAUAUCACGGAAGAUUUACUUUAUUUUGUUGAGGAUUACGAUAAUAUUAUUGCUAGUAGUGGAACUACACCUAUAAGUUUGAAUUUGGUGGAUCAUAAUGGGUUGCAAGGAUACGAAAUUAACAAGAGUUAUGAAGAAGGGAUGGUGAAUGUAGUUGGAAUUAUUGACCAUCAUGCCGAUGAAAACAAGUUUCUCGAUGCAAAUCCAAGAGUCAUUAGAACAUGUGGAUCCAACUCUAGUUUAGUUUUUCAACACUUUUUUGAGUUGUUUAAAACGAAUGAUAAAUUUUGGCACGACAAUACCGAGUUGGUGGGGUUGUUAUUGGGUCCAUUAUUAAUCGAUACCAGCAACAUGACCCAAAAAGUAGAAGAACCAGAUUUGUUUGCAAUCAAAGAGUACAAGAAUAUCUUGAAUAACUCGUCUAGCACUUCUCAAGAAAUCAGUGGUAUGACAAACUUUUAUUCUGCAUUGAAGACAGCAAAGAAAGACAUGUCGGGGUUUAGCUUUGGCGAUGUAUUGAAAAAGGACUAUAAACAAUUCAAAUUUGCAAAUGGAGAAAAUGUAGUAUUCAGCUCAAUUGGCAAGUCCAUUAAAUGGGUGUUUUCUAAUUAUUCUAAAGAUGAAGUCAACAAGACAUUGUCUGAUACUUUGAAGCUAAACAAAAUUGAUUUAUUGGUUAUCACAUCGUCUUACACACAAAAAGAGAAUGAUAAAUAUACAAGAGAAUUUUGUUUUUAUUAUGAAGGGGUAAAUGAGCAAUUUGCAAAAUUAGCAUCAUUAGUCACCGAUCAGUUGAACUUGAAUGAUGACCUUUAUGGAAAAAGUAAAAUUUCUCCUGUGUCACAAUUUGUUAAUGCAAUCGAUGGUCACCACUUGGAAAUCUAUAAUCAAAUCAACAUUAAAGCAUCUAGAAAACAAGUUGUACCAAUAGUGAAAGCGGUACUUGAAAAAUAA
Lodderomyces elongisporus is the source of this 1197-nucleotide messenger RNA. It is a transcript of the gene PPX1, whose product is annotated as exopolyphosphatase. Gene Ontology annotation, cellular component: cytoplasm. The record is from RefSeq and is a predicted model, not a curated record. Gene Ontology annotation, molecular function: exopolyphosphatase activity. The coding region runs from base 1 to 1197 and encodes 398 amino acids. Lineage: Eukaryota; Fungi; Ascomycota; Pichiomycetes; Serinales; Debaryomycetaceae. The transcript has a single exon.